AUGACCUCUAAUAGCAAUGGCGAGUCUCAUCUCGCUAUCGAUUGCCAUAAGCUCGACUUCAGCUGGAAUCAAGACUCAGAGCUUGUACUGGAAGGUGUCGAUCUGAAUUUGGGGAAAGGAUCGAGGUGCUUGUUGAUUGGAGCGAAUGGUGCCGGUAAAUCGACGCUUCUUCGAAUUCUGGCUGGGAAACGAUUGACGAAAACGAGAGCGUGCAAGAUUCUUGGUCAGGAUGUGUUCAUGAACCCUCCGAAUGGAGUCGUCUACCUAGGUACAGAGUGGUCUACGAACCCUGUUGUCAGGAGCGACAUUGUCGUCUCUGAAUUCCUAGAUUCAGUUGGAGGAUACAGGCACAAGGAAAGGAGAGACAGGCUCUUAUCCAUUCUGGAUGUCGACUUGGAUUGGCAUAUGCAUCAAAUCUCAGAUGGAGAGCGACGCCGGGUCCAACUCUGCAUGGGGCUUAUGACAGAAUGGGAUGUUCUUCUUUUGGACGAAGUGACCGUCGAUCUGGACGUUCUUGUCCGAUCCGACUUGAUCAACUUUCUGAUCCAAGAGACAGAGACGAGAGGAGCAACCAUAGUCUACGCAACUCAUAUCUUUGACGGUCUAUCGUCCUUCCCAACGCAUAUCUGCCACCUCCAACUCGGUCGUACGCCUCGACCGUUGCAUGUCUGGGAAGCCACUUCUGGCGUCGAAGAUCUGUUCAAGCUCGCUUUGCAAUGGACGAGAGAGGACAGAGAUCUUCGGAGGAUCAAGGAAAAGGAAACGGGUCGCGUUCGAGGCCCUAAGAAGGCUGACGAGGUGAGUGUGCUGCAGAGAUUCGCUGCGGCUUCAUUUGAUUCCUCGCCUACCUCUUCAUAUGUGCGCUGGCAUCGGUGCUUACUUUCUUCCAAAAGACGAAAGACGCCAAAAUGUUCUUCGAAAAGUACGACUACUCGCACUGAUGGAGAAUAUUCCAUCGUCUCAUUCUCCGACGUGGUUGAUUGA
Kockovaella imperatae is the source of this 984-nucleotide messenger RNA. Its product is annotated as P-loop containing nucleoside triphosphate hydrolase protein. The record is from RefSeq and is a predicted model, not a curated record. The transcript has 7 exons. NCBI's taxonomy places the organism in Eukaryota, Fungi, Basidiomycota, Tremellomycetes, Tremellales, Cuniculitremaceae. Gene Ontology annotation, molecular function: ATP hydrolysis activity; ATP binding. Bases 1 to 984 code for a protein of 327 amino acids.